CCUCAUAUGUAUGUUGCAGUAUUGUGAUAUUUAACAAGCAGGCAUUACGAAUUAGGGAUUUAAAAUGGAAGAACCAACGGCAAAGAGAAUUCGUAAAACUUCUACCGGAUUCGAAAAUAACACAGUGGAAAGCUAUGAAAAUCCAAUGGAUUCGAAUAUUUACCUAAACUAUGACAUUUUGAGAAUUGUCUUUAGGUAUUUAAAUGUUAAGGAAUUAGAAAGAGCCGCGAUGGUUUGCAGGUUCUGGUUAAAAGCUGCAAAUCAUGAAAAAUACACAAGAGGUCCUGAUUGUUUUAUAGAACAUCACCUACAUUUUACAGAUAAAACACGUUUUAUCGAAAAAUCAAGGAUUAAACCAACUAUAGGAUUUUUUUUUAUACCGUACAAAACACUGUAUGGUAUACAUGAACUGAUAAUAAAAAUACUACCAUCAAAUUGCAGUGCCGUAAUGCUUUAUACUUUCGGCACAAUUAUAAAUGAAAGACUAGAACUAAGUGAUGAUACAAGAGUUGAUGAUACAGAAUUUCGAAACAUAGUAUGUGCACUUUUGCCAGAAAUUGCAGAUGUGAAAAUCAAUAGCUUAAUUCUAUGUACAGAAUAUAAGCAGCCAGGCAGUUUAUUAGUUCCGUCUGAGCUUUUAUUAGAAUUCCAAAAUCAUGUAAGGAAACUUAUUGAUAUGAUAAAAGAAACACCUAUCCCAAAUCAGGACGAGUCUACGUGUUUCAUAUACUUAUGUAAUGACUUGUGUAAUGAAUUUAUUCAUUUGUCAAAACCUUUGCUCAAGGCUGUGCAAGAAUACAGUGGAAUAGAUAGAAUAACUUCUGUAUGGGGUGGUGUAAUGAAGUGGCCUCUAUCAACUGCAUGUUUUAGAGUUGUUCUAAUUACUGGUUCGAUACAAUCAUGGUCUGUAGUUGUAGACGGAAGAUACACAACAGAGGAGCAAGUUACAAAAAAAUUAAGAUUAUUUAAGAACCAAGUAAAAUUAAAGAAACAUUCCGUGGGAUUUAUAUUCUCAUGUUUGGACCGUAAAAAUGUGCUCGAAAAACCAGACUCAACGAUAUUCAAGACAUUAUUUCCCGAAGUAUCGCUGGUUGGUUGUUUUGACGACAAGGCGGUCGGAAAAAAUACAAUGGACCACGAAAUGGGGAGCAGAAGGGACUGGGAGAUCGACGAACAGACGACCACAUUUAUGCUACUUACGUACGGUUGAUGCUUUGAAAGAAGAUGCGUAUGGAUGUUUGUACUACGAUUAUUUUUUGUCGAUUAUUUUUUCAUUUGCGCGUUGUUAAAUUUUAACUAGAUCUCUCUCUUUCUUUCUCUAUCGCACUGGUCUUUUUCUCAUUUAUAAUUAUACAUAAACAAUGGCGCUUACAUUCAUAAAGUAAAAACAUACAGCAUGAUGAAUCUUAUCUCUAUAGCAAUAAAUCUAAAUAUAGAGAUCAUACUUUAUUUUUAAAUGCGUUCUAUGAGUGUUUUGUACAAGUUCUAAUAGACGUCGCUGUCGGAAGAUUAAAUGUAAUAAUAUAUUAUUGUUCGUAUACUAUGAGCACAUAUUUUGUAUUUUGUUGUAUUACAUAUUUUAUUUAUUCCGUUUUUAUUACGUUUUGUGAUAUGCAUGUUAUAAACGAUUAUAUGCGUAUUAUACCGGACGGAUGAUCCAAUGUAAUCUGCCUUGAUUAAAGUACGUAUAUCAGAAAACGCAAAUGCAAAUA
Formica exsecta is the source of this 1712-nucleotide messenger RNA. RefSeq lists its product as uncharacterized. Bases 65 to 1210 code for a protein of 381 amino acids. Gene Ontology annotation, molecular function: protein binding. NCBI's taxonomy places the organism in Eukaryota, Metazoa, Arthropoda, Insecta, Hymenoptera, Formicidae. The transcript is spliced from 5 exons. The record is from RefSeq and is a predicted model, not a curated record. Gene Ontology annotation, biological process: positive regulation of proteasomal ubiquitin-dependent protein catabolic process; protein polyubiquitination.